Diversispora eburnea is the source of this 252-nucleotide messenger RNA. Lineage: Eukaryota; Fungi; Glomeromycota; Glomeromycetes; Diversisporales; Diversisporaceae. The record is from the annotation of a GenBank genome assembly.
AUGUUAUCUGUUGUACAGUUUGGAAUAUUUGGUCUUGUUCUUGAAGGCAGAUUGGGAGGUAAAGUCAAAUUGGGAGCUGAAGUCAAAUUGGGAGCUGAAGUCAAAUUGGGAGCUGAAGUCAAAUUGGGAGCUGAAGUCAAAUUGGGAGUUGAAGGUGAAUUGGGAGCUGAAGUCAAAUUGGGAGCUGAAGUCAAAUUGGGAGCUGAAGUCAAAUUGGAUGUUGAAGGUAAAUUGGGAUUUAUUAAUUUGUGA